UUUUUUUUUCUUUUCUUUUUUUUCUUUUUUCUUUUUUAAUAAUAAAAAUGAAGUUUGGAAAACAGUUGGAGAGUGAGGCAGAAGAUAUUCCUUCUGAAUGGAGACCUUACCUUAUUCAAUAUAAGGCUCUAAAAAAACUUGUUACAAAAGUAGCAGAAGAAAUUGAAAGUAGAGGUCUUUCAGCUUCAUUACUUCAUGAAUGUCUAGAAGAUUCAUCUGAAAAUGAACAUUCACAACAUCCCCGAGAAGAAAUACCUAGAAUAAGAUAUUAUUUUAGAGGUGAGCCACCUAAUGUAAAACCUAAUAUAGAAUUCACUUAUGAUACAAAAAAUCCUCAAGUGCAAAAAAUGGUUUCAUGUUUAUUAUCGACAAAUAAGAAUGAUAUGUUAGAGAAACCAAAACUAGAAUUUAAAAGAAGUCAAAAUAAUAAAGACUUUUUUGGUUUAAUUUUGAACAAAGAACAAGAGGCAGUUGAAGCUUCAGACGUUAAAAGACAAAGAAGAGAUUCGACAGUAGUAUUAGUGAAGGAGUUAUUAAGUCUAACUCUAGAAAAGAAACAGCAUCCAGAACAAGAAGACGAAGAUGAGGAGAGGAAUUUAAAGACGUUGGUAAUAGAAUUAGAACAAGAUGAUGAAUUCUUUAAAAUGUUGAUGGAAGAAAUACAACAAGCGGCUCAAUUAAAUGAUAUUAAUUCAAAGAAAAUUACAAACACUAUAUCUGAUCUAGAGACAAGAAUAGUGAAAGUAGCGUCACCAUCUCACAAGUCAGAAAUGUAUACUUGGCGUAAAAUAUUUUCAAUCUAUAUGGAUGCUCAUAUAUUUCAAGGAAGCAAUACAACAUCUAUCGAGAAAGCUAAGAAACAAAUGACUUGGUUUGUGGAACAAUUACACAAUAAAGAUAUUCUCAAGAAAAUAAAGUCUAGAGAAUCCAAAAUUGCUUUUGAGCGAUUUGUAAAUUUGAAUAACGAAUUGGUGACCAUGAAGCAUUAUCAAUUAUUAAAUCAGACAGCGAUGCGUAAGAUUCUAAAAAAACAUGAUAAACGAAGCGGCCUAACUGCUUCUCAAUCUUUCCCGGGUUUUAUUUCUACGGAAUGGUUAAUUAAUCCGAAAUUAAUCAACAUGUUGUAUAGUGUAAUCACAACAAAAUUAAUAACUAUUAUACCACAACCAGAAGACUAUGCUUGUCCUAUUUGUAUGAAUGUCGCUUGGAGACCUAUUCGAUUAGCUUGUAGUCAUCUAUUUUGUGUUCGAUGUUUAAUUAAAGCUCAAAAAAAGAAGAUGGACAGUUGUCCACUAUGUCGUCAUCCUACAGCGGUUCGAAUCGCUACUGCACUUAAUUUAGAUGAAGGUUUACAAAAUUUCCUAAAAUUAUACUUUCCCCAGGAAAUCAAACAAAAAAAGUUAGAAAAUGAUCGUGAACAAGCUAUUGAAGAUGUACAAGCAAUGACAGGGAAGAGAUAUACAGAAGAACAAUUAUUAAGAAUGAAUCAGCAAAUGUCAGAUAACAAAUGCUUUAUUAUGUAAAACACUUUAUAGAAUGUAUACACACACAUAUGCCAUUAUUACCUGUACAUAAACAUAUACAAAUGCAUAUACAUACACAUAUACAUACACAUACACAUAUACACAUACAUAUACAUAUUUAUAUAUUAUUAUUAAUGUUGAAAGUAAAAAACAAACUAUUUACAAGAAUAAAUAAAAAGGAC
Molecule: messenger RNA, 1705 nt
Organism: Cokeromyces recurvatus
Lineage: Eukaryota; Fungi; Mucoromycota; Mucoromycetes; Mucorales; Mucoraceae
Product: SPX domain-containing protein
Exons: 4
Coding region: 48-1523 (491 amino acids)
Molecular function (GO): metal ion binding
Source: RefSeq, a predicted model, not a curated record